Molecule: messenger RNA, 2039 nt
Organism: Pectinophora gossypiella (pink bollworm)
Lineage: Eukaryota; Metazoa; Arthropoda; Insecta; Lepidoptera; Gelechiidae
Product: proton-coupled folate transporter-like
Exons: 7
Coding region: 111-1679 (522 amino acids)
Biological process (GO): transmembrane transport
Cellular component (GO): membrane
Molecular function (GO): transmembrane transporter activity
Source: RefSeq, a predicted model, not a curated record
GCACCAUACUCAUCAUUCUUAAUAAACACGACGUUAGUGAAACAGAUAUGUACAAAUAAAGCGCAGUAAUUAGUGUAACAAUAUAAGAACGUAAUAAAGAAGAAACAUAAAUGGCGCCAAAGAAUACGGAAAUGGAACUUGGAAAUGAAGAAAACGAGAGAGAAGUAGACAAAGAAAACAUUAACGAAACAUCUCCACUAAAGCCAAUACCAGAAGAAGCAGAAGCCAAACAAAAUGAACCAAAACAAAAACUCACAUUUCGAGAAAAAUUGACACAUAUUAAAAACAACAUAACUGUAGAACCAAUAAUGGCUUGUUACGUGAUGCCCAGUGUCUUAGCGUCCUUAGCCACACAGAAUCUAAAUCUAGAAAAAGCUUGUAGAGUGAAUUUGAACUACAGUAGUGUUGUUUGUGAUGCUUUGAAUCUCAGACAGACAGAAAAUUAUACUAGAGAGGAGGAGGAAGUCCAAAAACUAAUCGCCAGUGUUCAAGCUUGGAAGAACAUAGUACAAACUUCGAUCCCAGUGUUUCUUAUCCUCUUCGUCGGCGCCUGGAGCGACAAAACUGGCCGACGAAAAGCCUGCAUCCUCAUGCCAAUUGUUGGAGAAUUUCUAACAUGCCUUGGCUUCAUCGUAAACACUUAUUUCUUUUACGAGUUACCAGUUGAAGUAGCAGCGUUGACCGAAGCGAUAUUUCCAGCCAUAACAGGGGGCUGGUUUACCAAUUUCAUAGGAGUUUUUAGUUACAUAGGUGAUAUAACUACUAAAGAAGACAGAACGUAUAGAGUGGGGUUAGUGAAUCUUUUCAUGUCAUUAGGGUGGCCCAUAGGGAGUGCCCUUAGCGGGGUCAUGUUGACGUGGAUAGGUUAUUAUGGCGUAUUCUCCCUGUCAGCAACGUUAUAUUUGUUUAGUUUAAUAUACGGUUUCAAAUAUUUGGAUGAUCCGAAAAGGAAGAUAAUUAAAAAUAAAAGGAGUGGUGUCAUUGGAUUCCUGACUGAGUUCUUCGAUGUAUCUCUGGUGAUGGAGACGUUCCGGGUUGCCUUCAGAGAUGGUCCAGGAAACAGAAGGCUCAGAGUGGCUCUGCUUCUCAUUGUUGUGUGUGUCGUCUUUGGACCGAGCCAUGGUGAAUUUACUAUCUUGUACCUAUUCACUAGGUACAGAUUUAACUGGGACGAAGUGCAAUUCAGCAUCUGGAGUACAUAUUGUAUCGUUACUAACUUGAUCGGUACAUUAUUCUCCAUCAGCCUGUUUAGCAGGUAUCUUAAAUUAGACGACACUAUACUUGGAAUAAUCUCAAACACCAGCAAGAUUGUUGCAGCUUUCGCUUACGCCUUUGCUAGAAACAAUUUGGAGAUAUACCUUGCACCACUUUUGGAAAUCCUGAAUGGAACAUCUUUCAUUGCAAUGCGAUCUAUCGCCACAAAACUUGUCAGUGGAGAAGAAUUCGGUAAAGUAAACUCCCUGUUCGGGUUGGCAGAGGCCACAAUGCCGCUGGUGUACGGGCCUCUAUACUCCAGAACCUACAUGGCGACCCUGGACAUCUUGCCUGGAGCUGUGUUCUUGCUUGGAGCUGUGCUCACACUACCUUCCAUUGCCAUCUUUGGAUGGUUGUACUUCGAACAUAAAAAGGACGAAAAGCGAGAACAAGCCGUAAAGAAAUUGGAUACUGAAAAACAAUAGGAUAUAGAAGAAGAAGAAAUAUAAUAAUGACGUCAUGUUAUUACCAACAUCAUCCAAUAGUCCACUUCUUCGUCGGCCUUUGGAAUCAGACUUGCCAUCGUGUCCUAGUGAAAUUAUACGCCAGUCUGUCAUGAUAUAGACAUGGUGUAUGGCUUUUCGAAUUAAUCUUUAACAGGAGAGACUUUGUAAGAAACUGACUAUACCAAUUCAAGGUCUUCAAAAGCAAGUUUACAUACUUUAACAAGUUACCUUUUGGUUUGUGUAAAUUGUUAUUCUUCUAUUAGAAAUAAUUUAUUGUACAGUUCACUGUAGAUAUAAAGCUAUUUUUAAUAUCCUAAUAUUAUAAAAUAAUGAGCAAAA